Molecule: messenger RNA, 515 nt
Organism: Morus notabilis
Lineage: Eukaryota; Viridiplantae; Streptophyta; Magnoliopsida; Rosales; Moraceae
Product: protein STICHEL-like 2
Exons: 3
Source: RefSeq, a predicted model, not a curated record
AUGGACUUGCAGAAACUGAGUCAUGCACUAAAAAUACUGUCCGAAACCGAAAAGCAAUUGAGGAUGUCAAAAAACCAAACAACAUGGCUUACUGUAGCUCUUCUACAGCUUAGCUCUAUGGAAUGUUCUUCUGCAGAAGCGAAUGAGUCGAAUUUGUGGCUUGAUAAUGCUCACGACAGAGGGGAGGACUUGAAGCAUCUUGUCAAUUACUCAUGUGAGGACAAAAAGUCACACAAAUUGCCAGAAGAUUGUAGAAGAACCUUGGAAUCCAUAUGGAAGAGGGCCACAGAAUUAUGCCAAUCGAAUUCACUGAAGAGUUUUCUUAUGGAACAAGGGAAACUAUCUUCUCUAACUGUCAGCCAAGGUGUAGCGGUAGCUGAAUUGGAGUUCUGCCACCCUGAUUGUGUAUCGAAGGCGGAGAAGUCGCAGAAACUGAUUACCAACUUGCUUCAGUCUGUUUUAAGUUGUAAUGUAGAGGUCAGGAUCAACCUUGUAUCUUGUGGUUCUAAUUCAAG